AUGAUAGGGGAAAGUGUGCUUGGAGGGGUGAAGGAAGCGAGAAAUGAAACGAUUGGAUUGCAAAUUUCCAAACAAUAUUUGCUGGUUUUGCAAAAGGCUUUAGAAGUAUGGGAUUACCAAAAUAAUCCCCUCAACUGCCCACUUGCUGAGCCAGCCCAAAUUGACCCUGAGCUGGAAAAUGCCUUCAUUUGUCAUCUGCAUGACCAUUGGUUUUGUAUCAGGAAAGUGACUGGAGAAUGGUAUAAUUUCAACAGUCUUUAUACAGCCCCAGAGCACUUCCCUAAGUUUUAUCUCUCAGCCUAUCUGGACUCAUUAAAAGGAGCUCGCUGGAGCGUUUUCCUGGUGAGGGGAAACUUCCCGAAAGAGUUCCACAUUUCUUCCACUGAAGCUUUUAACGGUUAUGGGCAGUGGCUGUCCCCUGAGGAUGCUGAAAGGAUAACUAAAUCAUCCAACAUAAUACAGGCUCCUCCAGAAAGAAACAAUACUCAACAGCAUCCAAAUCAGUUGGAUGAAACAGAUACGCAAAUGCUUUUGGAUAUGGAAGAUGAGGACUUGAAGGCUGUAAUCGCUGCCAGUCUGAUGGAUUCUUCCUUUGCCGUAGCCAUGACUGAGGCUAGCAACCCUAAAUCUGAAAACGAAGAUAGCCCGGAAAAAACUACAAAAGCAGCAAAUUUUCUGACAUAUUGGACAAGUGACAAUGGUUCAUGCCACGUUUUAGAUGGUUUGAGCAAACAUAUUCGGCUCGAGGUUGUUUGCUGUGUAAUGUAUAUACAUUCCUUACACAUUUUCAAGUCAGAAUUUAACAUUCCUUAA
This is a messenger RNA of Gossypium raimondii (Peruvian cotton), 813 nucleotides long. Its product is annotated as ataxin-3 homolog. Gene Ontology annotation, molecular function: cysteine-type deubiquitinase activity. Gene Ontology annotation, cellular component: nucleus. Gene Ontology annotation, biological process: protein deubiquitination. The transcript is spliced from 2 exons. NCBI's taxonomy places the organism in Eukaryota, Viridiplantae, Streptophyta, Magnoliopsida, Malvales, Malvaceae. The coding region runs from base 1 to 813 and encodes 270 amino acids. The record is from RefSeq and is a predicted model, not a curated record.